AUGUUUUGAUCAACAACAUAUUUAAUUUAGACGACGGUGUUUGAUGUGAGUGAUAGAUACAAAAAAAUGGUGGUUUAUUUGCUUCAGAUUGACAAAAUCCAUACAUUUUGAUUGUUUUGUUUGAGAAGUUUUUUUUAGGUUGGGGAUGGAUGGAUUUUAUUUUGAAUGAGCACUUUCUCAUUUGAAAAAAAAUAUUUAAAAAAUACGGAGCGGUAAGAAAGUCGACAGAAAUAUGUAUUGGACGUGGCUGUGGGCCAGUUGUUUGCCUGCAACCUCAGCAGCGCUCUGUGGUGACGUCCCAGAAGUUUAAAGUGGGCCGCGCUCUGCUCAGCGGGAGGAGAGGAGACGUACUGCCGAGAAGGGAGGGAUGCUUCUCAUCUCUUCGCUGUUACACACAUACUUGUCUCUGAAUUGACUUCGGUACAUUUCCUUUUGUUUCCCCCCGCUCUACACUAAAUCUUCUCGAAAGUCCAUAUACAACAUUCUUCUCUCUUUUUUUUCUGCCUUGAAAAGCGUAUUAUUUAUGUUGUCUGUUGCCUUGUAGUCCGAUCGCCUAACGUUACCGAGAACGAACCUUUCUGGCUAUUAACAGUUACUUUCAAGUCGUCGAUAAGAAUCUCACGUCUUCUAACGGCCCAAGACCCAUCACCUCUCCCUGUCUUGAUCAGAGGAGUAGAACAUCGGGAACACCAGCUCAUCUGUCGCGUGUCCCUGCCAACAGUCUCCCUGCAGCAACGUUUUCUCCACCACCCCGAGAGGAAACAGGAAACAGGAAACAUCCAGGGACAACGGUCACCACCACCGGUGAGUUAAGGUGUGCCCUCAAGAUGGGGAAUAUGCCUCUGGCCCUAACCUUAACCCUGGUCUUGUUGGCUGUCCUGCUGUUCACUACACCCAGUGUCUGGAGCCUGAACCCAGACGAUCCUAACGUCUGCAGUCACUGGGAGAGUUAUGCUGUGACGGUCCAGGAGUCCUACGCCCACCCCUUUGACCAGGUGUACUACACCAGGUGUACUGACAUCCUCAACUGGUUCAAAUGUACCAGACACAGGAUCAGCUAUAAGACGGCUUACCGACGGGGAGUCCGGACCAUGUACCGUCGCCGCUCACAGUGUUGCCCGGGUUACUUUGAGAGGGGAGACAUGUGUGUCCCUCUCUGCUCUGAGGAGUGUACACAUGGAAGAUGUGUGUCACCUGAUACGUGCCAGUGUGAGCCAGGCUGGGGAGGACUGGACUGCUCUAGUGGUUGUCAGAGUGACUUCUGGGGCCCCCACUGCAGUAACCGGUGCCAGUGUCAAAACGGGGGCAAGUGUAACCCAAUCACGGGGGCGUGUGUGUGUACGGAUGGGUACCAGGGUUGGCGCUGCGAAGAGCCCUGUGAACCCGGGUACUAUGGCAAGGCCUGCCAUCUCACCUGCCAGUGUCUCAACGGAGCCACUUGUCAUCAUCAGACUGGAGCGUGCUUCUGUUCCCUGGGAUACUCUGGAGCUUUCUGUGGAGAGCGGUGUCCCAGUGGUAGUCAUGGACAACAGUGUGAGCAGAGUUGUUCCUGUCAGAACGGAGGAUCCUGUCAUCACGUCAGUGGAGAGUGUUCCUGUACCGCGGGAUGGACGGGCUCAGUGUGUGCCCAGCCGUGCCAAGUGGGCAAGUAUGGCAUCAACUGCAGCAAGGACUGUUCCUGCCUUAACGGUGGACUGUGUGACAAUAUCGCUGGUCAGUGCCAGUGUACCCCAGGCUACAGUGGACGGAGAUGCCAGGAGGAGUGCCCGGUGGGGUGGUACGGUCCUCAGUGCAGCAUGCGUUGUGACUGUCAGAACGGUGCUAAGUGUUACCAUAUCAACGGGGCAUGUCUCUGUGACACAGGCUUUAAAGGACCUCAGUGUCAGGAGAGGUUCUGUCCCCCAGGCCUGUACGGACUUAUCUGUGACAAGUACUGCCCCUGUAACGCCUCCAACACUGUCAGCUGUCACCCCCUGUCAGGUGAGUGCACCUGUACAGCGGGAUGGGCGGGGCUCUACUGCAACGAGACCUGUCCACCUGGUUACCACGGCGACGGAUGCACGUUGCCAUGCAGCUGUUCCCACGGGACCGACUGUCACGGAGUCACUGGGGCCUGCGUCUGUGCCCCUGGUUACAUGGGUGAUGACUGUUCUUCUCUGUGUCCUCCUGGGCUAUACGGUCCUAGUUGCUCCUCUACCUGCUCCUGUCAUAACCACGCCUCCUGCUCCCCCAUCGAUGGAUCCUGUAGCUGCAGAGAAGGUUGGCAGGGAGUGGACUGCUCCACUCUAUGCUCCAGUGGUAGCUGGGGUCUGGGCUGUAAUCAGAGCUGUCUGUGUGCCAAUGGCGCAGCCUGUGACCCCAUGGAUGGUGUCUGUACCUGCUCCCCAGGCUGGAGAGGGGAGCACUGCCUGCUACCCUGUCCUGAUGGAAUGUACGGUCUGGAGUGUCGUGGGCGUUGUGACUGUAGUCAUGGCGAUGGCUGUGACCACGUCACCGGCUUCUGUCGCUGCCUCGCUGGAUGGACAGGUAUCCAGUGUGACAGUGUGUGUCCUCAGGGGUUGUGGGGUCCAAACUGCUCGGUCACCUGCUCCUGUCAGAAUAGAGGGUCCUGCUCACCUGAGGAUGGUACCUGUGUCUGUUCCCCGGGGUACAGAGGGACCUCCUGCAAGAGAAUCUGUUCUCCUGGGUUCUACGGGCACCGCUGUAGCCAGUCAUGUCCACAGUGUGUCCACAGCUCUGGCUCGUGCCAUCAUGUGACUGGUCACUGUGACUGUCUGUCCGGCUUCUAUGGCUCCCUGUGCAACCAAGGCAAGUAACUCUCCUCUCUUCCUGUCCCUUCUCUCUGUAACCAAGGCAAGUAGUCCUCCUCUCUUCCUGUCCCUUCUCUCUGUAACCAAGGCAAGUAACCCUCCUCUCUUCCUGUCCCUUCUCUCUGUAACCAAGGCAAGUAACCCUCCUCUCUUCCUGUCCCUUCUCUAUGUAACCAAGGCAAGUAACCCUCCUCUCUUCCUGUCCCUUCUCUCUGUAACCAAGGCAAGUAACCCUCCUCUCUUCCUGUCCCUUCUCUCUGUAACCAAGGCAAGUAACCCCCCUCUCUUCCUGUCCCUUCUCUCUGUAACCAAGGCAAGUAACACUCCUCUCUUCCUGUCCCUUCUCUCUGUAACCAAGGCAAGUAGUCCUCCUCUCUUCCUCUCCCUCUCUCUUCCUCCCUCUCCCUCCCUCACUCCCGCUCUCUCUCUCCCUCCCUCCUUCCAGUCUCUGCCCUAGUUACAGUGAUGUCUUCUCUGUCUCUGUGAGGCAGGGAAAACUAAAAGAACGGAGAGCGGUCUCUUUUCUCAGAACGGAGAACGGUCUCUUCUCUCAGAACGGAGAACGGUCUCUUCUCUCAGAACGGAGAACGGUCUCUUCUCUCAGAACG
This is a messenger RNA of Salvelinus fontinalis (brook trout), 3418 nucleotides long. RefSeq names its product multiple epidermal growth factor-like domains protein 11. The record is from RefSeq and is a predicted model, not a curated record. Lineage: Eukaryota; Metazoa; Chordata; Actinopteri; Salmoniformes; Salmonidae. Gene Ontology annotation, molecular function: protein binding. The coding region runs from base 828 to 2816 and encodes 662 amino acids. The transcript has 16 exons. Gene Ontology annotation, cellular component: membrane.